Cricetulus griseus (Chinese hamster) is the source of this 5201-nucleotide messenger RNA. NCBI's taxonomy places the organism in Eukaryota, Metazoa, Chordata, Mammalia, Rodentia, Cricetidae. The record is from RefSeq and is a predicted model, not a curated record.
AUGCCAUUGACAAGCUGCAGGAUGGUGCCCGUGGCCAGGCUGCUGUCGCUGCUCCUCACCUUCUUCCUCUGCGCCUGUGCUGAGACACCUCCCAGGUUUACAAGAACUCCAGUUGAUCAGACAGGGGUCUCUGGCGGAGUUGCGUCUUUCAUUUGUCAAGCUACAGGGGACCCAAGACCUAAAAUUGUCUGGAACAAAAAAGGAAAGAAAGUCAGCAACCAGAGAUUUGAGGUAAUAGAAUUUGAUGAUGGAUCUGGAUCAGUUCUCAGAAUACAGCCCUUAAGGACUCCACGGGAUGAGGCCAUUUAUGAAUGUGUGGCCUCGAAUAAUGUGGGAGAAAUAAGUGUGUCCACCAGACUCACAGUUUUACGUGAGGAUCAGAUUCCUAGGGGUUUCCCUACCAUUGACAUGGGCCCACAGUUGAAGGUGGUGGAACGUACUCGAACUGCCACCAUGCUGUGCGCAGCCAGCGGUAAUCCGGAUCCAGAAAUCACUUGGUUUAAAGAUUUUUUACCAGUUGACACAAGCAACAACAAUGGUCGUAUUAAGCAGUUACGAUCAGAAUCCAUUGGAGCCCUGCAGAUCGAACAGAGUGAAGAAUCUGACCAAGGAAAAUAUGAGUGUGUUGCCACCAACAGCGCGGGCACUCGCUACUCUGCCCCUGCCAAUUUAUAUGUCAGAGAGCUGCGAGAAGUUCGCCGUGUUCCACCAAGAUUCUCUAUCCCACCCACUAAUCAUGAAAUAAUGCCAGGUGGAAGUGUUAAUAUCACCUGUGUGGCAGUGGGGUCACCAAUGCCUUAUGUGAAGUGGAUGUUGGGGGCAGAAGACCUGACACCUGAAGAUGAUAUGCCAAUAGGAAGAAAUGUCCUAGAACUGAAUGAUGUAAGACAGUCAGCAAAUUACACCUGUGUUGCUAUGUCAACACUCGGCGUUAUUGAAGCAAUAGCACAGAUCACUGUCAAAGCCUUACCCAAGCCUCCAGGAACUCCAGUAGUGACCGAAAGCACAGCUACAAGCAUCACACUGACAUGGGACUCUGGGAACCCUGAGCCUGUCUCUUAUUACAUCAUUCAACAUAAGCCUAAAAAUUCUGAAGAACCAUACAAGGAAAUUGAUGGGAUAGCAACUACACGCUACAGUGUUGCUGGACUAAGCCCCUACUCGGAUUAUGAAUUUAGAGUUGUUGCUGUCAAUAACAUUGGUCGAGGUCCACCAAGUGAACCUGUAUUAACACAGACCUCAGAACAAGCACCAUCCAGUGCCCCACGGGAUGUCCAGGCACGCAUGUUGAGCUCAACCACCAUUUUGGUACAGUGGAAGGAACCUGAAGAGCCAAAUGGGCAGAUUCAAGGAUAUAGAGUUUAUUACACAAUGGACCCCACACAGCAUGUCAACAACUGGAUGAAACACAAUGUAGCUGAUAGCCAAAUCACUACUAUUGGCAAUUUAGUACCCCAAAAAACAUACUCUGUCAAAGUCCUGGCUUUUACCUCAAUUGGAGAUGGCCCUCUUUCAAGUGACAUACAAGUCAUCACUCAGACAGGAGUACCAGGGCAGCCACUAAACUUCAAAGCAGAACCUGAAUCUGAAACAAGUAUUUUGCUGUCUUGGACACCUCCACGUUCAGAUACCAUUGCCAGCUAUGAACUGGUCUACAGAGAUGGAGAGCAGGGAGAAGAGCAGCGAAUCACCAUUGAGCCAGGCACAUCUUACAGGCUGCAAGGGCUGAAACCAAACAGCCUCUACUACUUCCGUCUGUCUGCACGCUCUCCUCAAGGCCUGGGUGCUUCUACAGCUGAAAUAUCAGCUAGAACCAUGCAAUCAAUGUUUGCAAAAAAUUUUCAUGUCAAAGCAGUUAUGAAGACAUCAGUGCUGCUGUCUUGGGAGAUUCCAGAGAAUUAUAAUUCUGCUAUGCCUUUCAAAAUUCUUUAUGAUGAUGGAAAAAUGGUAGAAGAAGUAGAUGGCCGAGCUACCCAGAAGUUAAUUGUUAACCUCAAGCCUGAGAAAUCAUAUUCCUUUGUGCUAACCAAUCGUGGGAACAGUGCUGGUGGAUUACAGCAUAGGGUAACUGCAAAGACUGCUCCAGAUUUACUCCGUACCAAGCCUGCCUUCAUUGGGAAGACCAACUUGGAUGGCAUGAUUACUGUACAAUUGCCUGAUGUUCCUGCAAAUGAAAACAUAAAGGGUUAUUACAUUAUAAUUGUGCCUUUGAAGAAGUCUCGUGGGAAAUUCAUCAAGCCAUGGGAGAGCCCUGAUGAAAUGGAGUUAGACGAGCUGCUUAAGGAAAUAUCUAGGAAGCGCAGAAGCAUCCGUUAUGGGAGAGAAGUUGAAUUAAAGCCAUAUAUUGCUGCUCACUUUGAUGUCCUGCCCACUGAGUUCACCCUGGGGGAUGACAAACAUUAUGGUGGAUUUACAAACAAGCAGCUCCAAAGUGGACAAGAAUAUGUUUUCUUUGUGUUAGCAGUGAUGGACCAUGCAGAGUCUAAGAUGUAUGCAACCAGCCCAUACUCCGACCCUGUUGUGUCAAUGGAUCUGGAUCCACAGCCAAUCACAGAUGAAGAGGAAGGCUUGAUAUGGGUCGUAGGUCCUGUCCUUGCUGUGGUCUUUAUCAUCUGUAUUGUGAUUGCUAUUCUUCUGUAUAAAAGGAAGAGGGCAGAGUCGGAGUCCAGAAAGAGCAGCUUACCAAACAAUAAGGAGGUCCCUUCACAUCACCCAACAGACCCAGUAGAGCUGAGGCGCCUUAACUUUCAAACACCAGGUUCAGAUGAUUCCGGUUACCCUGGUAACCUUCAUUUUUCAUCUAUGGCUAGCCAUCCUCCAAUACCUAUCUUGGAACUUGCAGAUCAUAUUGAGAGGUUGAAAGCAAAUGACAACCUGAAGUUUUCCCAGGAAUAUGAGUCAAUUGACCCUGGCCAGCAAUUCACAUGGGAACACUCAAACUUGGAAGUAAACAAACCAAAGAACAGAUAUGCAAAUGUCAUUGCAUAUGAUCACUCUAGGGUUCUCUUAUCAGCAAUAGAAGGUAUUCCAGGAAGCGACUAUGUAAAUGCCAACUACAUAGAUGGCUAUAGGAAACAAAAUGCCUAUAUUGCAACACAGGGAUCUCUUCCUGAGACAUUUGGAGACUUUUGGAGAAUGAUAUGGGAGCAACGGAGUGCCACAGUUGUCAUGAUGACAAAGCUAGAAGAAAGAUCAAGGGUGAAGUGUGACCAGUAUUGGCCCACCAGAGGCACUGAAACUCAUGGGCUGGUCCAGGUGACGCUGUUGGAUACUGUGGAGCUUGCCACGUACUGUGUCAGGACCUUUGCACUCUAUAAGAAUGGUUCAAGUGAGAAGAGGGAAGUGAGACAAUUCCAGUUCACCGCCUGGCCUGAUCAUGGUGUUCCAGAGCACCCCACGCCAUUCCUAGCUUUCUUACGAAGAGUCAAAACCUGUAACCCUCCUGAUGCAGGGCCAAUGGUCGUGCACUGCAGUGCGGGUGUUGGCCGGACUGGCUGUUUCAUUGUAAUAGAUGCCAUGUUAGAAAGAAUAAAGCAUGAAAAAACUGUAGAUAUUUAUGGCCAUGUAACUUUAAUGAGAGCCCAGAGGAAUUACAUGGUGCAAACAGAGGACCAGUACAUCUUUAUCCACGAUGCGCUGUUAGAAGCAGUGACAUGUGGAAAUACCGAAGUGCCGGCUAGAAACUUGUAUGCCUACAUUCAGAAGCUGACACAAAUAGAAACAGGGGAGAAUGUCACCGGAAUGGAGCUCGAAUUUAAGCGUCUAGCCAGCUCAAAAGCUCACACCUCAAGAUUCAUCAGUGCCAAUCUUCCAUGUAAUAAAUUCAAAAACCGCCUUGUUAAUAUUAUGCCAUAUGAAUCCACAAGGGUGUGCCUGCAACCUAUCCGAGGAGUAGAAGGCUCCGAUUACAUCAAUGCCAGUUUUCUUGAUGGAUACAGACAACAGAAAGCCUACAUUGCUACCCAGGGGCCCUUAGCAGAGACGACUGAAGACUUCUGGCGCAUGCUUUGGGAACACAAUUCUACCAUUGUUGUGAUGCUCACCAAGCUGAGAGAAAUGGGCAGAGAGAAAUGUCAUCAGUACUGGCCAGCAGAACGAUCUGCAAGAUACCAGUAUUUUGUUGUGGAUCCAAUGGCUGAGUACAACAUGCCUCAGUAUAUCCUGAGGGAAUUCAAGGUCACAGAUGCCAGGGACGGCCAGUCCCGAACAGUGAGGCAGUUCCAGUUCACUGACUGGCCAGAACAAGGAGUGCCAAAGUCUGGAGAAGGAUUUAUUGACUUCAUCGGCCAAGUCCAUAAAACAAAGGAGCAGUUUGGCCAAGAUGGACCCAUUUCGGUGCAUUGCAGUGCUGGCGUUGGAAGAACUGGAGUCUUUAUAACACUGAGUAUUGUUUUGGAAAGAAUGAGAUAUGAAGGGGUUGUAGAUAUCUUCCAGACAGUCAAAAUGUUAAGAACACAGCGACCAGCCAUGGUACAAACAGAGGAUCAAUACCAGUUCUGCUAUCGAGCCGCACUAGAAUACCUGGGCAGCUUUGAUCACUAUGCAACGUAGAAACCCCUGCCCCCUUCCGGAUUUUUACUACAGGCCCUUCGCUAUCCAUGGAGUCUCUUCUGAGCCAUACAGGGCACUUGAGAAGUCCUUCUUAACUUCUAGCUAACAGCCACUUAGUGGGACUAUUACAAAACAAAAACAAAAACAAACUCUUCCAAGUGGACCAAGAAUUCACAGUUUAAUCAUCUAACCUGAAAAAUAAUAACAAGAACUCUGACUUUGGAGGCAUCUGAAGGAUUUUAUUUGCAGAUACCUCAAGGAUUCAAAAUAAAGGGAAGAAGAAAUGACAGCAAAGAACUACCAUCUUGUUCAAGAUCGCUUGGUAGGGACAGAGAGAGCUUGCCUGUGGGCCUCAGUUCAGCACAAAGCGUUUGCUGGUGUGGCUUCUCACUAUAAGGUGGACUCUGCUUCAACAUCGCACCUUUCCCCAUGCCACUCAUACUUAACAUUUUAGGGGUAAGGGUGGAGAUGUUUAAAAAGAAAGCCCUUGAUUUCAUUUUAGUAUUGUAAAAGAUUCUGCUGACCUGUGCUUCAUUUCUAACUGUGUAAACUUUUUUUAAAAAAAAAAACAAAAAAACAAAUGUAUCAUUCGAUAAGGUAAAUUUACAAAGUUAUGUAAUUCUUCAUUUUUUAUUUCUGAACUGUAGGGU